Rotaria sordida is the source of this 1368-nucleotide messenger RNA. The record is from the annotation of a GenBank genome assembly. Lineage: Eukaryota; Metazoa; Rotifera; Eurotatoria; Philodinida; Philodinidae.
AUGAUUACAAAACGAGUUUCAUUUCAACGAGGCAAAAUAUGCAAAGGAUAUAUUGGUAUUCCGAUUCCACUUGAUUUUUUUGUCCAUGUCAAACGAACAUUUUCUGCAGUGAUAUUCGCCGUCUCUGCAGAUGAAUUAUUAGAGAUUGCUAGUCAGUUGUUUACAUUAAGCGGUUCACCGAAAAAUGAAGGCGUUAUUGUAACAUAUCUUCGUCUAAUAUUCAAAAUUCUCGUCAUUGGUUUUCGUCGUUAUCCAACUUUAGCUGCUGUUUACAUUGAUACAGCAUUCAGUUUGAUGUGUGCUUCUUUGUAUACAUGGUUAGAUUUCAGCAUUACUAUUGUCGAUACUGGUUUAUGUCGUAAUGAAUUUUAUCCAACUGACAAAAACUAUAAUCAAACGCGCGGCUCUCAAAUUAUCCGAUUUUUGAAAUAUUAUGGUACAGGAUCGAAAUUGUUAUUCUUUCAACUUCUUAUGGAUAUUCCUCGUUAUUUGUUUUUGUCCUAUAUUACUGUUAAACUAUUCUCAUUACUUAUCAAACGAAUUCGAUUUAGAAAGAUCGACAAUAAACGAUUACCACGCGAACAAUAUAAUCUUCUUUUUUCAUCGUUGCCAAAUUCAGUCGAAUCACGUUAUGUGAAAAAUCUUCUGGGAAUGAGAAAUAGAAAUAAAUCAAUGAAUCGUUUUGCGAAACUAUUUCCAUUUAUUUAUGUAUGGCGAGAUGAUUUUCGAUUUUCAUCACGUAUUGUCUCGAUUUAUGCAGCCAUUUCAUUGUUACUUUUCUUUAUUACUGUACAAGCAUUGGUUCGAAUUCCUCCGGUACUGAUACCACUUCGUUCACCUAUCCAAUGGGGAGUCAAUGUUAUUGUCGUACAAUUGUUACAAGAUGAUCCAUAUUUACAAACUGACAAAGAUAAAUCAUCAAAUUUUCGUCUGCCUCAUUUUUAUCGACCAAGUAAUAUCGGUGGAAUAAUAUACAUGUGUCGACUUGAUUAUUCACCACUCGGUCGAAAAUUAGAAACUACUGACUCAGGUUUUAGAGCUUAUUGUGGAUUUAUUAAUGUAGAAUGUGCUCAUCGUCAUCCUAUUCUCUUAUGUUUUAUCAGUCAUCUUCUUCGAGAUCAUCUUUAUAAAAAAUCAUCUAAACAUUGGUCGAAAGCACGACAUAAAUGGAUAUUAGCUGUUUUUCUUUUGAAUAAUCCAAAAUUAGCUAUUCUACGUAAACAAUAUCUAAAUCGGUCAAAACAAAGUGAGAUGCAAAUUGAUUCAAUUGAAAUAAUAAAUGAGACGUCACUAUCGACCGUACAUCACCAAUCGGGUGUAGAUUUACAAUUCGAAUUGGAUAAAACAGUAGUGAAAGAACGAUUCUAA